AUGGACGCAUCCACAAGCAAUAUAGGAUAUUAUAGUAUUACACAGGAUGAAAAUGAAAGAUAUAUACAAAAAAAAGUAAUUAAAAAUCUUUAUUCAAUUGGCAAUCCUGUCAAUGGCGAAGAUUGUUGUAAAGAGAAUGCAAAUGCUAUAUACAAGAAAUUUAGUUCCGCUGGGUACUAUGCAAAACUUAAAUACGAUGUUGGUGACCUUAAAUCCAACUUUUUAAAAUUUUUAGAUGGUGCCAAUUAUAGUAGUUUAUUUGUAGAUUUUGUAUUUUAUUAUUCAGGAGAAGGUAUUUAUAAAGAUGGCCAAAUUUAUUUAAAGGAUAAAAUAAACAAAUUGGUAACCUUAGAUUCAUUGGCAAAUAUAUUUGAAGAAAAAACCAAACAAUUAAAAUCAAAACAAACAAAAUCAUAUAAGCUUUUAUUUAUUUUGGAUAUUUAUAAUGGCAAUGGUUUAAAGAUGGAAGAAAAACUAGAGUUAUUGGUAAAUUUAUACGAAAAUAGACAAUUCUCAUUACAGGGUAUAAAGAAAGGAUGUGCAGUAUUAUGCUCACCAAUGAUAGAGAGUUACCCAAUAGUCAUAGAAGAUGCUCUCUUUAAAAGUGAUGUUAGUAAUGGUUUUGAAAAAAAAGUAAUCAAAAUGUUAUCAUUCACAAAGUUUUUAUUGGAAAGAUUAGAAAGUGUCAACUCGCCUGGUCGUGUGAUAUUUAAAACCUCCAAAGUACUCUCUGGACAUAUAGUGGAUGAUUUCAUUGGGCACACUGCUUAUCAACUAUCAACCGAAUGUGAAUCUGCUCAAGACUCUGAUUUGUUUGAUAAAUUGAAAUUUAGACUAGGAGUUAGUCAAAAAGAAAAUUUUAAUAGUAAAGACAUUACCAAGAUUUUGGGGUUAAACUAUUCAACUCUUUUUGGUGAUAUCUUUGUUUCUGAUUUUAUUUUAAUUCAAUAA
Dictyostelium purpureum is the source of this 951-nucleotide messenger RNA. RefSeq lists its product as uncharacterized. NCBI's taxonomy places the organism in Eukaryota, Evosea, Eumycetozoa, Dictyosteliales, Dictyosteliaceae. The transcript has 3 exons. Gene Ontology annotation, biological process: proteolysis. Gene Ontology annotation, molecular function: cysteine-type endopeptidase activity. The coding region runs from base 1 to 951 and encodes 316 amino acids. The record is from RefSeq and is a predicted model, not a curated record.